AUGGCCAUAUGGCCGGCCCCGACCCUCGCUGCACUGACCACACCACCCGGGUCCGCGCCGCAGCGGCCGGCCCCGCCACCGCCCAGCACAGGGCCCGGGUCACCCACACAGACCGGCGUCCCGAUCCAGCACGUGCGCUUCCCACCGCCGCCGUCCCCCAUACCGGCCUGGCUGAUUGGAUCAUCACCGCCACCCGUCUACACGUCGGCAGGAGAACCGCCAGCGCCCACUCUUCAGUUUGGCGACCCCUCCGGCUCGGCGGGGCACUUCUCGGGCUACGGUCAUGCUGAUCGGGCGCUCCACUCCUCGCUGCUUCGCACCUCCGAGCCAGUCGGCCACGACGCUCCGACUCAGACACCGCCGCGGUUUGCCAAACUGGACUUUGCCACCUAUGACGGCACGAAGGACCCCCUCAACUGGCUCAACCAGUGCGAGCAGUUCUUUCACGGGCAACGCACCCUCGCCUCGGAGCGUACCUGGAUCGCCUCCUACCACCUCCGCGACGCGGCACAGACUUGGUACUACGCUCUCGAGCAGGACGAGGGCAGCAUGCCCCCUUGGGAGCGCUUCCGUGAGCUCUGCCUCCUUCGUUUUGGGCCACCGAUCCGUGGGAGCCGCCUAGCAGAGCUAGGCCGCCUUCCCUUCACCUCCACGGUUCAGGACUUCGCCGACCGUUUCCAGGCCCUGGCAUGCCACGCGUCGGGUGUGACGGCGCAGCAGCGGGCCGACCUCUUCGUCGGUGGACUUCCGGAUCACAUCCGCGUGGACUCAGAAAAAUUACGUAGAAUCGAGGAAUCAAAGCUGUCAAGAAAGAAAGAAUUAACUGGUGAAAGGAAUGGCUUGCUCCCAAGGUCAGAAGUAACUAAUGAAGAGCAUCCUUUGAGCUUUGGUAAAUCUAGCUUGUGGAACCAAUACUUCCAGGAAUCAGAGAUCCUGGAGCAGAUAGACCGAGAUGUGAAGCGAACACAUCCAGACAAGUCGUUUUUUUCUGCCAAGUCUAACCAGGAAUCACUAAGGCGUAUUCUCAUUAUAUUUUCAAGAUUAUACCCUAGUGUAAGAUAUGUGCAAGGGUUGAAUGAAGUUUUGGCACCUCUAUUUUACGUAUUGAAGAACGACCUUGACACAAGUAACUCGACUUCAGCUGAAGCAGACACUUUCUUUUGCUUUGUUGAAUUGAUUAGUGGCUUUAAAAACAACUAUUGUAAACAUCUUGACAACAGCCGGGUGGGUAUUCGGGCUACACUUUCAAAGUUAUCUCAACUCUUAAAGAAACAUGACGAAGAGCUAUGGCGUCAUAUGGAGGUCAUUACAAAGGUGUACCCGCAAUACUAUGCAUUUAGAUGGAUUACAUUACUGUUGACAAUGGAGUUCAGCUUCAAUGUGUGUAUUCACAUCUGGGAUGCCAUGUUGGGCGAUCCCGAAGGUUCUCCGGACACCUUGCUGAGGAUAUGCUGUGCUAUGCUCAUCCUUGUCCGGAAGCGGCUCCUGGUUGGAGAUUUCACCGCCAAUAUCCAGCUGCUGCAGCACUACCCGCAAACUAACAUAGAUCACCUCCUCCACAUCGCUAACAGAUUGAGAGGAACCAUGCCCAGCUAGUGAUUGGGAUGCCAUCUUGUCGGUGUGGUGUUCAUCCGGGCACUACUACAUGUAUGUACAUUGACCCUGUCCAUGAGGUGUAUCAUGACAUCAUUGCCAAGUUUCAUCUUCUCUUCAUUUAUGUUCACUUUAAAUUCAAAAACUGAAAACUCCGAGUACGUACGUAUUUGAGUUUUCUGUGUGUGUUUACAGAGUUAUGUGGUGGGGGCACUAGAUUUUGUUUACUAAAUAUAAUGGCAAGAAAAAAGCACAGGAGUG
Molecule: messenger RNA, 1854 nt
Organism: Triticum dicoccoides
Lineage: Eukaryota; Viridiplantae; Streptophyta; Magnoliopsida; Poales; Poaceae
Exons: 7
Coding region: 1-1596 (531 amino acids)
Biological process (GO): intracellular protein transport; activation of GTPase activity
Molecular function (GO): GTPase activator activity
Source: RefSeq, a predicted model, not a curated record